AAAGCCCCCAUGCGUUCAACGCUCAGUCCUAAACACGUGCUGUUAGAGUAGCUGCGUGUUGAAGUUCCUCUAGCUUUCGAGAAUCUAAACAAGCUAUUUUAGCUACAUAAACAAGCUAUUUUAGCUACACAGACGUAUAGUCCUCCGUGAAGCAUUCGCCGAGAGGAGAAAUAUCAGAAAUUAACGGAAGUAAGCAUGACUGAAGCCGAAGUGAAUCCCAAGGCCUACCCCCUGGCCGACGCCACACUUUCCAAAACCAUCCUGGACCUUGUGCAGCAAGCAUCUAACUACAAACAGUUGAGGAAAGGGGCCAAUGAGGCCACCAAGACAUUGAACCGUGGUAUCUCUGAGUUCAUUGUGAUGGCUGCUGAUGCUGAGCCACUGGAGAUCAUCCUCCACCUGCCACUGCUCUGCGAGGACAAGAAUGUCCCCUACGUGUUUGUGCGCUCUAAGCAGGCCCUGGGUCGUGCCUGUGGGGUCUCCCGCCCCGUCAUCGCCACCUCAAUCACCAUCAAGGAGGGCUCUCAGCUGAAGCCCCAGAUCCAGUCUACCCAGAUGGCCAUUGAGAGACUGCUGGUCUGAUCUGGUUGCUGCUCUGCUCUCUAUUGUAUUGGAUAGUCUGAAGGACUAUAUCAGGCAAUUUAAUAAUGUCUUCUUUUGGAUAGUUGAAUUGUCUUUGGAAGAUGCAUUGUAUUUUGUCAGGGACAUGCAAAGAAAAUGAUUCAUUUCUGUGUACUAUGUUAUGUAAUUGACUCUUUUGUUUUGUGAUAAUAAAACAUUUCUUUUUAAUAAUGUG
This is a messenger RNA of Salvelinus sp. IW2-2015, 796 nucleotides long. It is a transcript of the gene snu13b, whose product is annotated as SNU13 homolog, small nuclear ribonucleoprotein b (U4/U6.U5). Lineage: Eukaryota; Metazoa; Chordata; Actinopteri; Salmoniformes; Salmonidae. Gene Ontology annotation, cellular component: nucleolus; cytosolic large ribosomal subunit; U4/U6 x U5 tri-snRNP complex. Gene Ontology annotation, biological process: maturation of LSU-rRNA; ribosome biogenesis; mRNA splicing, via spliceosome. Gene Ontology annotation, molecular function: RNA binding. The record is from RefSeq and is a predicted model, not a curated record.